Gavialis gangeticus (Gharial) is the source of this 4328-nucleotide messenger RNA. It is a transcript of the gene CHSY3, whose product is annotated as chondroitin sulfate synthase 3. The annotation marks the transcript as partial. The transcript has 3 exons. Gene Ontology annotation, cellular component: Golgi cisterna membrane. Gene Ontology annotation, molecular function: glucuronosyl-N-acetylgalactosaminyl-proteoglycan 4-beta-N-acetylgalactosaminyltransferase activity. The record is from RefSeq and is a predicted model, not a curated record. Lineage: Eukaryota; Metazoa; Chordata; Crocodylia; Gavialidae.
GGCCCGGCGGGGUGCUCGCAGCCCCGCGGCUUCCUCUACGUGGGGGUGAUGACGGCGCAGAAGUACCUGGCGGGCCGGGCCGUGGCGGCGCAGCGCACCUGGGCGCGCUCCAUCCCGGGCCGCGUGGAGUUCUUCUCCAGUCAGGGCUCGGCCGCGCCCCCGCGCCUGCCCGUCGUGGCCCUGCCCGGCGUGGACGAUUCCUACCCGCCGCAGAAGAAGUCCUUCAUGAUGCUCAAGUACAUGCACGACCGCUACCUGGACAAGUACGAGUGGUUCAUGCGGGCGGACGACGACGUGUACAUCAAAGGGGAAAAAUUGGAGGAGUUUCUUCGGUCACUAAACAGCAGUAAGCCUCUUUAUUUGGGGCAAACUGGACUGGGAAACAUUGAAGAACUUGGAAAACUGGGGCUUGAGCCUGGAGAGAAUUUCUGCAUGGGAGGGCCGGGAAUGAUCUUUAGUCGAGAAGUUCUCAGGAGAAUGGUGCCACACAUAGGUGAAUGCCUUCAAGAGAUGUACACCACACAUGAGGAUGUGGAAGUGGGCCGAUGUGUCCGUCGGUUUGGUGGAACCCAAUGCGUUUGGUCAUAUGAGAUGCAGCAGUUAUUCCAUGAAAAUUAUGAACACAACCGGAAGGGUUACAUCCAAGAUCUUCACAACACUAAAAUUCAUACAGCCAUAACACUUCAUCCAAAUAAAAGGCCAGCCUACCAAUAUAGGCUGCACAAUUAUAUAUUGAGCCGCAAAAUUUCAGAAUUACGCUAUCGCACCAUUCAGCUCCAUAGGGAAAGUGCUCUAAUGAGCAAGCUCAGUAACAGUGAAAUAAAUAAGGAAGAUCAGCAGCUUGGAAUGAUGCCCUCUUUCAAUCGUUUCCAGCCACGUGAAAGGAAUGAAGUCAUUGAAUGGGAGUUCCUCACAGGGAAGCUCCUUUACUCAAUGGCUGAGAACCAACCACCCCGACAAAGUAUCAGCAGCGUUCUGCGAGCAGCAUUGGAUGACACAGUGAUGCAGGUAAUGGAAAUGAUAAAUGAGAACUCCAAAUCUAGAGGAAGACUCAUUGAUUUCAAGGAAAUACAAUAUGGCUACCGUAGAGUUGAUCCUUUGCAUGGAGUGGAGUACAUCUUGGAUUUACUGCUUUUGUACAAAAGGCACAAAGGAAGAAAACUUACAGUUCCAGUGAGACGUCAUGCCUAUCUUCAGCAACUGUUUAGCAAGCCUUUCUUCAGAGAAGCAGAGGAGUUGGAUGUAAGAACCCUUGUAGAAAAUAUCAACAGUGACACUCAGUCUUUGUCUUUUCUUUCAAAUUCUUUAAAGAUUUUCUCAUCGUUUCAGGGCACCAAAGAAAUGUGGGGACAUUAUGACAAGAAAAUACAUAUUCUUGUCCCCCUCACUGGAAGAUAUGACAUUUUCUUAAGAUUUAUGGAGAAUUUUGAAAAAGUUUGUCUUAUUCCAAGGCAGAAUGUAAAGCUGGCAAUAAUUCUGUUCAGUUCUGACUCUGGCCAAGAUUCCAGCAAACAUAUGGAGUUAAUUAAAGAAUAUAAUAAUAAGUACCCGACAGCCGAUAUAACCUUGAUUCCCAUGACGGGAGAGUUUUCCAGAGGCUUAGGUCUUGAAACAGCCUCCUCUCAAUUUGACAAUGACACUUUGCUGCUAUUCUGUGAUGUUGACCUGAUAUUCACCCCAGAAUUUCUCCAGCGAUGUAGAGAUAAUACUAUUCAGGGACAACAGGUUUAUUACCCUAUCAUCUUCAGUCAAUAUGAUCCAAAAGUAACAUAUGGAGGAAACACUCCAGCUGAUAGUAACUUUGUUUUUACAAAGAAAAGUGGAUUUUGGAGAGACUAUGGAUUUGGAAUCACCUGUAUUUACAAAAGUGACCUACUGACUGUUGGUGGAUUUGAUACCUCAAUUCAAGGCUGGGGACUUGAAGAUGUAGACCUCUUUAACAAAGUAAUAAUAUCUGGGUUGAAGGCCUUUAGAAGUCAAGAAGUAGGAGUUGUGCAUGUUUUUCAUCCAGUUCAGUGUGACCCCAAUUUAGAUCCUAAACAAUAUAAAAUGUGCUUAGGGUCCAAAGCAAGUACAUUUGCAUCUACCAUGCAGCUCGCUGAAAUCUGGCUAGAAAAACACUUAGGUGUCAGGUAUAAUCGAACUCUCUCCUGACAUUCCAGUUCAUCGUUGCCUUUUUAGGGGAGUUUACCUCAUUAUUGUUAUUUUUAUUUUGUUGUCAUAUUUUUAAACUCCUCUUUGUUGUCUUCCAAAGAUUGUUUGUUGACCUCAAAGAAGACAAGUCUGCUGUUCACUGAUAUUCCAAUUCCUACUGAACUGCUUAGUUGUUUUACUUUCGUACUCCCUUUGUUUGAAAUUGAGUUAACUCACAGCAAUCAAAUGAUCCCACGGAGCACAUCCGUUAUAAGAGUCUGCAUCAAAAGAUUGUUCUCUUUGGGCUUUAGGAUGCAAUACCAUCUUUGUUGCGUUUGUCAAACUUAAUGUGAUAAAAACUAUUUACUGGUGAAGAUAACACAAAAGUGCUUUAUGCUUCCUCUGUGGAAGGGACUCUGUAACAUAAACUUGAGUUUUAUAAUUUAUAUGAGGACUUAUAUAUAUAAACACUACUUUUCUUCGUCUUUAGAAUUUUUUAAGUAAACGAAUAACUAUGAUUGUACCUUUAUUUUUUAAAAAAAAGGAAAAACUGAGGCGUUUGUUUCCAAAUGCAACUGGUACUGGCUACCAACUCCUUAAGCAUCUUAUAAUAAUAAUAAUGAACUCCUCAUUAUUGUCUGCUCUAAAUGCAAAUGAACUUUAUUUUCUCAAGGAAACAUGAUUUAAUCAAAUAUUUGUGUUAUUUUAGAAGCUUCGUGAACCAAUGUCCUUCGUUUGCUGGCAAGAAGAAACUAUUGACAGAACAUGGUUAUUUAUAAUAAAGUACAGACAUGCAGUACUCUUCUUUUCAAACACAUAGAAUAAGUUGCUUUGUCUCUUUUUAAAUGAGUAUCUAAUAUAUAAAAACAUUUCUUUUACAUUCCUUUCAUAAAACUGCACUUGAUGCAAAGGGUGAUUAAAAGGAUAGUUAAAAUUGCUUUUCUACAUUGUGCAUUAAUAUUGGUACUCUGAGACCAACCAUUGUUAAAAUUUUAAAAAUGUAAAAAGUAAUUAUUUAAGGUUGACAAUUUACUCUUGCUGGUCAAAGUUCCUUGCCAAUAUAUUUAUAUUAGUGGAGGUUAUAGGACUGUGUUACGAUUUAUCUCUCUGGACGGCCUGAAAUGAUCAUAUUAUGGAUUUGUGGAGUAGAAUAUUUAAAGAUGAAGCCAACUUAAGUAAAAUAAAGUAAUUUUUUAUAUUUAGAGAGAAGUUUUUUUGUAUAGGAAGAAUGUAUAAUCACUUUGAACAUUGCUCACCCUUUCAAUUGUAGAGAUGCUUUCUUGCAAAGGUCUUCUGUUUUAUCAUUCUUUUAGGCACACAUUUAAGAUGUUUUACUAUGAAUCUGUGGUAAAAUCAGACACAUGCAAGAAACCAUCAGAAUUUAACCAAGCGUGAAUAAAUUUUGAUUGUAUGUAAUAACUUGAUUUCAAACUAUAUCACAAGAAGAGCUGAGCAAAUAAUGAAAAUAAAAAGUCCUGAGCUAUUUAUUCAUAUGGCUCCACGGAUUUGCUUUGGCUAUGUCCAACCCUUUUUCUGUUUGCUUUCCAUGAAAAUCCAAGUGAUUGUCUCUUACUAGUGCACAAACUCCAGUAGGUUUACAGACAUACCAGGAAAUUGCAAAAAAAAACCCUGCACAGAUCACACUUGGCUGUAAAUCUGAGUUGUGAGGAGGCAUCAGUUUCAGAGAGUGGGGAAGUAAAGUGGUAACAAUCUGAUAAAUAUGAAAACAAAUUAAUAGCAAUCACAUGAGGUAACAAACACAUGAUCUGCUUUUGGUUUUCCAAUUCUCAUUUCACUGGAGAACUUAUUGGCUAUGAUGUAUUUGCUCAGCUCAAACUAAAAGACAACUAGACAAAUAAAAACUAAAGCCAUUGAUUUCAGUGGGAAGUUGGCUUGUAUGCAUAGGGCUUGCAGGAUCAGGCCCUAUAUGAUAUAAACAAGAUGUUGAUAUUUAGCAUUAUAGAUAUUUAUUUAGCAUUUGACUGAUUCAUUUGUUUAUACAAUGAAUUACUUUGUUAUAAACCUGAUUAUAAAUUUUCAUUAUAAAACAUUGCAUUGUGUUUUGAGUAAUUGUCCUGAGAUUAUUUGAAAACUUGAGUUGUUUUAUUUAAGGGGAUAAUGCACCUGCCAAUAAGAUCAUAUUAAAAGAGCAUAACAAUGAUAAAGUAAUGAUAUGGAUGUGUAGAUAAAAAGAA